Molecule: messenger RNA, 3412 nt
Organism: Syzygium oleosum
Lineage: Eukaryota; Viridiplantae; Streptophyta; Magnoliopsida; Myrtales; Myrtaceae
Product: probable LRR receptor-like serine/threonine-protein kinase At3g47570
Exons: 2
Coding region: 94-3240 (1048 amino acids)
Biological process (GO): protein phosphorylation
Molecular function (GO): protein kinase activity; protein binding; ATP binding
Source: RefSeq, a predicted model, not a curated record
GUAUUUUCGGAUCUGCCCAUUCUUCUACUCAUAAUCCGACAUUCCUAUGUUAAAUUUUUUAUUCGUUUGAGCUACAUCUCAAGAGAACUUCAAAUGAAGCAGAAGAAAUUUCACUCAGUUCUCUACAUCCUCAUUCUGAUUCACAUCAGGCUUUGUACAAGCACGGCUAGAGCCAGUGAUGCCGACACCGACAGAGAAGCGCUCGUGGCUUUCAAAUCCACGAUAUCUGACCCGCGAAAUGCACUCACGGGUUGGAAUCUCAGCACAUCUCACUGUAAUUGGACCGGCGUUUCAUGCACAAAUGAUGGUGAAAUGAGAGUGAAUGCUCUAAUCCUUGCUGGUCUCGGACUCACUGGCAUCCUCCCAUCUCAACUCUCCAACCUCAACUCUCUUCAGUAUCUCAAUUUGUCUCGGAACUCGUUCAGCGGUGAAAUUCCGUCAAGUUUUGGACACCUCACAGCCCUUCGGCAAAUCAUUCUUUCCAGGAACUCUAUCAGUGGCUUGAUUCCAGCGAAUCUCUCUUGGUGUCAUAGCCUUGAAGAGAUCAACUUCGAGUAUAACAACAUAUCCGGCGAACUUCCCACUGAAUUGGGUGUUCUCUCUGAGCUAAAGAUUCUUAUUGUUUCAGUGAAUAAUCUCACUGGCUCAAUCCCGAAAACGUUUGGUAAUCUCUCUGCUCUCACCACUCUUAGCCUUGCGAGCAACCAUUUGUCCGGUGAGCUGUCGAACGAGCUUGGGAGUCUUCAAAAUCUGACCGUUCUUCAGCUCUCUGUGAAUGCAUUAACUGGCACAAUCCCCCCUUGGAUUUUCAACAUUUCAACCCUCGAAUUCAUUAGUCUUACACAGAACAAGCUCGUCGGAAGAUUGCCGUCUAGUAUAAGCAUCUCACUAGCAAACCUGAAACAACUCUAUUUGGCAGAAAAUAUGAUUGAGGGGUUGCUACCAAAUUAUUUGUUCAACAGUUCACAAAUUCAAGUCCUCGAUGUCUCUUCCAAUCGAUUUAGUGGGUCCAUUCCUUCACUAGGUAACAUGAAAAGCCUGAAUUAUUUGCAUCUCGGCUACAACAAUCUGUCAUCUACCACCGAUCUCAACCUUCAGAUCUUCCAUUCACUUGUCAAUUGCACCAAGUUAGAGAUUCUCUACCUAAACAGCAACCAACUAGCUGGCGAACUUCCUAGCUCAAUUGGAAACUUGUCAGUGCAUCUGCGAGAGUUUUGCAUCGAUGAUAAUCAUUUAACCAAAGGUUUCCCCGAUGUCCUCGAUAGGUAUCAGAACCUCACGGCCUUGUCGCUCUACCAGAACUGGUUCGCAGGAAAAUUUCCCAGCACCGUAGGAAGGUUGCACCAGCUCCAAACUCUCCAAGCAUACGGAAAUAACUUUUACAGUGAAAUCCCGGAUUUCUUUGGCAAUCUCACUCAGUUAUACCGUCUCAGGAUGGGAAAUAAUGAGUUCUCUGGUAGACUUCCUUCGAGCAUUGGAAACUGCAAGCAAUUGAAUGUACUCGGGUUGGCGUCGAAUAGCCUCAGCGGAAACAUUCCAGAGGAGAUUUUCAGGCUUUCCAACUUGAGAGCUCUGCUAUUGGCCGAAAACAAAUUGACUGGUUCUCUCUCUCCUCGGGUGGGAAGCUUGAAACAACUCGAAUCGCUUGAUGUUUCAGAUAACCAGCUAUCUGGAACUAUUCCAACGUCCAUUGGUGGCUGCUCGAGUUUGGAUGCUCUCACAAUGGCUAGGAACAACCUAAGCGGGCAAAUACCAAGUCAAAUUGGCGACUUAUCUGCACUGCAGAGUUUGGAUCUCUCGUCGAACAAUCUCUCCAGUUCAAUCCCAGUAGAACUAGGAAAUCUUCAGAUUCUGCAGAGACUGAACCUGUCUUUCAAUCAUUUAGAAGGGCAAGUUCCUAUGAAUGGUGAGUUUGCUAAUCUAACCUGGGAUGAACUCCAGGGGAAUAAUGAGCUUUGCGUGAUCGAUGCAGAAGCAGCACGAAAGCUAGGGAUUAGUACAUGUGAAGCUAUGACAAAGAAAAAGUCCAAUCAGCAUCACCUGCUUGCAGUCCUCAUUCCCGUUUCAAUCUCUUUUGUGUUAGUGUGUUGCAUCCUCUGCUUCACAUGGGUAAUUAUCCAAAAGAAGAGGAAGAUAAAAGAGAGAGAGUCAUCAUUCCCAUCUCCUCUCAUCAAAGGCUUGCCGAAGAAGGUAUCUUAUGAUGAGCUUCGCCGUGCAACUAAUGGGUUUGCUCAAGAAAACUUCAUUGGGAAGGGCGGGUUUGGCUCCGUGUACAAAGCUGUGUUCCUACGGAACGAUGGCUCUUGCAUUAGCCUUGCUGUUAAGGUCAUAGAUCUUGAGCAAAGCAAGGCUUCCAAGAGCUUCAAUGCGGAAUGCAAAGCCCUCAAAUUCAUCCGGCAUCGGAACCUCGUGAAAGUCGCAACUUCCUGCUCAAGUGUCGACAACAUGGGGCAUGAGUUCAAAGCGCUGGUGAUGGAGUACAUGCCUAAUGGUAACUUGGAGAAGUGGCUCUACCCAGAAGACAUCGAGCGUGAUGGCUCGAGCUUGAGCCUAAUGCAGAGGCUCAAUGUCGCUAUCGACAUUGCUUCUGCAAUGGAUUACCUGCAUCACGACUGCGACCCUCCUGUGGUCCACUGCGAUCUGAAGCCGGGGAAUGUCCUUUUGGAUGACAACAUGGUUGCACACGUCGGGGACUUCGGAUUGGCUAGGUUUCUUCCUCAAAAUCAGCAGGAAACUGGUCACAGCACAAUAGGACUGAAAGGUUCGAUUGGUUACAUUCCUCCAGAGUAUGGAAUGGGAAGCAGGGCAUCAACCAGUGGAGAUGUCUACAGUUUCGGCAUCCUCCUGCUGGAGAUGCUUGUCUUGAAGAAACCGACAGACCAAAUGUUCGAGGAAGGCCUGAACCUGAGAAUUUUCGCGUCGGCAUUGGACAACGGGGCUCACAAAGUUCUCGACAUCGCUGAUUCAAGGCUUUUCGCAAAUGAUGAGGCUUCCAAUUCGACGGGGAGCAAUAUCUCCUCGAGCAGCUUCUUCAUGCAUUCAGACAACGUCAGCUUAGGAGGCAGCACGAAUCCAAGGAACAGCUGGUUGAUGAGGUGCGAAGAAUGUGUCGCAGGUUCGAUCAGGUUAGGCCUGUCUUGUGCAGCGCCAUCCGCCAAGGAUCGUCCGAGCAUGAGAGAGGCCUUGGCUAGAUUGCACGAGAUAAAGAGAGCUUUGCUGGGCUCAGUCGAUGCCUCCUGAUCACGUAUAAGAAUUUUGAGAACCUGUGUGCCCCUAUAUUUUGUACAAUGGCUGUGCAACAUCAAAGGCAAUUAGCAUCUCCAAAUCAAAGUCACGUUUGUCAUUUAUGUCUAUGAGAGAUUUCUUAUAUACGUAUGUAUAUGUGUAGAUUGAAUUUCUAGCUAAUGCACUC